AGGUUACUUUGAAAAAAUUGGGUACCAGACAAUGAUCGACAUGACGGCGUCUAGAUUUAAGCACAGCUGGUAGUACUGUGUUAAAACUGGCUCACUACCAGCAUAGCGGGGCACGCAUCCCAAUAUCAUACCUUUUACAUUUCCUACCUUAGACCUGCAUACGCACUGACGCACACGUGUAGCGUGUGCGUAUGUGCUUUGUCAGCUGUCGCAUACACACCAUGAGAUUCCUGGGACUUACCCAGUCAUUUCCCAAAUCGCUCACAGUGACGCCUCCGCUGCCGCUCGUUUAUCGAUCAUCCUUUUCAUCCAUGUCCAUUGCCACAUGGUUCCUAGUUAUACUGGCGACUGCAGCGAUAGAUACUCCCGCUAGCACUGCUCCACCGAUACAGGAAAAUAGAUCACCGCAUAUACUGGCGCAGUUUCCAGCGGAGAAUGGACAGCGAUACGGACAUUUUCCCUUGGAGGCUAAUGCGACCAGAGAGGGAGCUUUGAGAUUUAAUCAUCUCGCCAUAGAUCCUUCUAUGGGAAGGCUCUAUGUGGGCGCAAUCAACAGGCUCUUUCAACUUGAUUCAAAUCUCAAAUUGGAAGAGCAUGUCUCAACAGGACCAAGAAUGGAUAAUCCACAGUGUCAUGCAACAGGUUGCAUGGCAAGGGAUAUAACUACUUCUUUAAUGGAUAAUGUGAACAAGCUACUAAUCGCCGAUCUCGAGUCGCAGAUGUUAAUCGCCUGCGGCUCUCUUCUCCAAGGUGCUUGCGAAAAAUACAAAAUGUCCAACAUAUCCGUUAAGCCGGAGUUUAUCCCUCUCAGCGUGGCCGCCAACGACGAAAACUCGUCCACAUACGCUUUUAUCGGGCCCGAGAAAUACAAUCCAUGGGGACAAACGAACAUACUCUACGUGGGAACGACAUUUACCAAUAAAGGGGAUUAUCGUCACGACGUGCCCGCUAUCUCCAGUAGGAAUCUCGACAAGCUGGAUUUCGCCGAGUACACGUUCAACAAACAAUCGAUUGUGUACAUCGACGUCAAGUAUCGGGAUCAUUUUCUCGUGAAAUACGUGUACGGUUUCAACGCGAGCGAUUACGCGUAUUUUGUUCUGGUGCAGAAGCAAUCGUAUCUGCCCGAACAGGAGGAACUGGGAUAUAUCUCCAGGCUAGCACGAAGUUGCAUAAGCGAUCCGAAUUACGACAGUUACACGGAAGUAACUCUGCAGUGUACGGUCGACUUGGGGGAUGGAAAGCAGCAUUAUUACAACUUGAUACAGGACGCGAAGGUCGCCGCAGCGGGCAGCGACCUGGCCAUGCAACUCGGCAUCUCCGUGGGCGAUCCGGUAUUCGUUACCGUGUUUUCGCCCAGUAGAGGCAUCACGAACGAGGCUCUAUCACGUUCGGCAGUUUGUAUAUACAGUCUGCAAGACAUCGAAACCAAGUUCAACGAAAAUAUUCACAUGUGUUUCAACGGUAGCAUCAAGUAUCGAAAUAUGGGUUACGUCAGCGGUCCUAUACAAGACGGAAAGUGUCCUACUGCCGGUACUACAGGAAACAUUCUCAACUUUUGCGAGGUUGGACUGAAAAUUUCGGGCGUUUCACCAAUCACGGGCCAGGCUAUCUUGCAUUUUCCUGAUACGUUCAUCUCUUCGAUAACCAUCGCCAAUACCGAAAGCCACACUGUAGCAUUUUUCGGAACGAAUGAUGGCAUUCUCAAGAAGGUUUUAUUAUCUGGAACUGAAGCAUUCGUCUACGAAAGUGUUACGAUCGACAAGGGACAAAAGCUAUUGCCAGAUACACUGAUUUCACCGGAUGGCGAUUAUAUCUACGUAUUGUCCACUUCGAAGAUAUCAAAGGUCAAAGUGGAGCAUUGUAGUGGUUAUACUAAUUGUAGCAGUUGCCUUGAUGCAAAAGAUCCUUACUGUGGCUGGUGCUCUUUGGAAAAGAGGUGUACGGUGAGAGGAGAUUGUCAGAAAGCAAGUCAUAGUAGUCCACGAUGGUUGUCCUUGGGUACAGGUCAACAAUGCAUCGAUUUUGAGCAAGUGCUACCCGAUCGUAUGCCUAUUAAUCAGAUGACCACGGUGCAAUUAACAAUCAGAACUUUGCCGGAAUUACCAGCGGGCGCUAAUUACAAGUGCGUUUUUGGUAACGCCGAGCCAAUAGACGCGCUGAUGACUGGUUUCGGAUUGUCUUGCCCAACGCCACCCGUUGGGGAGAGACCCAGUAUUCCCGAGGGCGCCGAUCAUGCGCUUGUGCCGUUGUCUGUGCGAUCGAGCGAGACGAACAAAGAUUUCGUCUCGCGUAACUUUGCGUUUUUCGAUUGUUCGAGACAUACCGUGUGCACCGAAUGCGUAAAGUCCCAAUGGGCGUGCAGCUGGUGCGUCUAUGACAACAAAUGCACUCAUAAUACUAGUUGUCAAGGCAUUAUAUCGGGAGAAAAUCAAAACCAGAUCAACCUUGCUCCGCAAGGCGCACGGCACUGUCCGAGAUUCGUAGAACGCAAGGAGCCAUUGAUGCUGCCGAACAGUGUGCCGAAGGAGAUAGUGCUCGAGGUAGAAAACCUGCCUCAUCCGCAGGUAGGCCAUAGCGGAUUCCAAUGUAUCGUCAGUAUCGAGGGCGCCAAUCUGAAGGUACAAGCUCGUGUGGACAGUAGUCGUCUCAUCGUGUGCGACAAGACGGUAUACUCAUACGAAGCGGUCACUGGUGAAUACGAGGCCGAGGUGACAGUUGUCUGGAACACAAAUCACCACGUAGACAAGACCACGAUAAUUUUGUACAAGUGCGAGGUGCUCGGUUCGCAUCGUGAACACGCGGACUGUUCCCUGUGCGUGACGCGGGACGCUCGAUUCGAAUGCACUUGGUGCGGAAACAGCUGCGUGUAUCGACACUCGUGUCUACAGUCGCCGUUUACCGAGUGUCCAAAACCUCGGAUAGAUAUGAUCAAGCCAUUGAGCGGUCCGGUGGAGGGCGGCACGCUAGUGACCAUAGAGGGCAGCAAUCUUGGGUUGAAGGAGAGCGACGUGGAGGGUAAGAUACACAUCGGUAACACUCCGUGUACACUGGUAGAUUAUGAAGUGUCGGUGCGUAUCGUCUGUCGCACCGGUCGGCACGAGGCUACAGACGCGGCAUCCGUUGUGGUUGGGAACGACGCCGGUUACACGGAGAGCGCAGUGUUAUUCAAUUAUAAGGACAUACGCCUGACAGGCGUGUAUCCAUCAGUUGGACCGCAGAGCGGCGGCACGCAGUUGGCUAUCACCGGUAAGUAUCUAAAUAUUGGCAGCGCGAUAUCGGCAUAUCUCGAUGAGCUGCCAUGUCAGGUAAACGCGACCCAAGCGAGCAGCACGAGGCUGACUUGUGUGACAAGCAAAUCGGGCCGCGUCAGGCGGAUUCACAGACUAACGUUGAAUAUCGAUGGUGCGAAUCGCACCCUCGUGGACAAUCCAUAUAAUUACACUCACGAUCCGACUAUUAUGGAAAUUAAACCCCUGAGGAGCUUUGCCUCGGGCGGCCGUAUGAUCACCGUGCAUGGGACGAAUUUGGACACUAUUCAGAAACCCGAGAUGGAAGUAUACUUUGACAACGAGCCGUUGCCGGUGAAUAGAACCGUUUGCACCGUCCUGAAUCCCACGCAAAUGGAGUGUCCGAGUCCGAGCGUCACCAGGAGAUUUACAUCGAUCCGACGUAACGAACGUUCGGCGGUCGCCAAUGCCCAAGGCACUUCGUCGCCGCAAUCAUUAAGACUGAAGGAGUCCCAGCUGUCUCUCAAGAUCGCCUUCAUCAUGGAUAACGUGGAAAGUGUGAGAGACUUGGAGAAGCACUUUCAGAGUCUCCGUAAUCGGUUGUUCUACGUCGAGGAUCCGAAAUUUUUCCCAUUUCCACGGAACGUUAAACUAUAUAAGGGUGACACACUAGUGAUUGAGGGCGAGAAUCUCAACUAUGCCAGCGACGAAUCCGAUGUGAAUGUCACUGUAGGCAUUAUGCCGUGUAACGUGACGUCGCUCGCUCUCACACAACUGGUUUGCACGCCACCGGAUCAACAGCCCGCCGACACGGACGAGCACGGCAUCAAGACUGACAGCGGAUUGCCAUUGGUAGUAGUACGAGUAGGUCGCAGUUUACGUUUUCCCAUCGGUUAUCUGCGCUACGAGGUCAUUAAGUCAUAUCCGAUACCCCCGGAAGCGAUCGCCGGCAUCGCCGCUGGCACGUUUGGUCUCAUCUUUCUAUUUGUACUGGUAUUGGUCAUCUAUCGCCGUAAAAGUACUCAAGCGGAGCGCGAGUAUAAGCGCAUACAGAUACAAAUGGACACGCUCGAGAGCAAUGUCCGGAUGGAGUGCAAGCAAGCAUUCGCAGAACUGCAAACGGACAUGACAGACUUGACUGCAGAUCUCGAAUCGUCAGGCAUACCCACUCUCGACCAUAAAAAUUACAUCAUGAAAGUGUUCUUCCCUGGAGUGAUAGAUCAUCCCAUAUUGAACGAUCCGCGAUCGCGUAGCAACGUCUCACGUACCAACUAUGACGCGGCGAUGAUACAAUUUGAGCAACUCGUCAACAAUAAAUACUUUGUGCUGACAUUUAUAGAGACCUUGGAAGCGCAGAAAGACUUUAAUAUCAGAGACAAAGUAAACGUCGCCUCCUUGCUCAUGGUAGUCCUAAUGGGAAAGAUGGAAUACGCCACGGAUAUCCUGAUGAAUCUAUUAUUGAGAUUGAUUGACAAAGCGGUGAACACGAAGCAUCCGCAGCUUAUGUUAAGGCGAACGGAAUCUGUGGUAGAGAAGAUGCUAACAAAUUGGAUGGCGCUUUGCAUGUAUAACUACCUGAAGGACUACGCCGGCUCAUCCUUAUUUUUGCUCUUUAAAGCGAUCAAACAUCAGAUCGAGAAAGGACCGGUGGAUGUAAUUACACACGAUGCAAGAUAUUCUCUCUCGGAGGAGAGACUCUUGCGUGAGCAGAUCGAGCACACGAUCGUCACGUUGCACGUGGUGCAGGACGAUCUAGAUGAAAAGAUACAGUGCAAGGUUUUGGAUUGCGAUACUAUAAGCCAAGUAAAGUCCAAGAUCCUUGACGCGCUAUAUAAGAAUACUCCGUUUUCGCUGAGGCCGUCCGUACAUGACGUUGAUCUAGAGUGGCGGCACGGUCGUGGUGGUCAUUUGACCCUCCAAGACGAAGAUCUCACGACCAAGGGCUGCGGCGAGUGGAAGAAGAUAAAUACAUUGGCACAUUACGGUGUCAAAGAGUCGGCGGUGAUGUCGCUGAUCCCUCGGCAGAACGACGGUUUCUUAGUGGCGUGCAAACCGCCCUGCCAAAAUUGCAAGCCCUCGCACUAUCAUCCACAACAGCAGCCGUCGAAUCAUCCGCAUCAUCCACCGUCGCAUCAUCUACAUCGACAUUCGAAUCACUGUUCGUCCACGCAUCUUCCAUCCACACCCAAUCACGGGUUGAUCAGUCCCGUGAUGUACAAUCAUCCCGUGAGCGGCCUAUACUUUGACUCUCAGCACUCACCGCCCAUCAUAACGGCGAACGGUGAUGUUGAGAGCGGCCAUGGCGGUAAUCAGCGGCUGUACCAUCUGGUCAGGCCUAUCGAGGACGUGCAUUAUCCUCCCGGUUUAGGCUUCAACAGUAGCAGCAAGCAUCACCAUCCCGAGAGAACGCACAAGGCGAUUCCGGAGAUAUUCCUUACGCGAUUGCUCUCGACCAAGGGCACUGUACAAAAAUUCGUCGAUGAUUUUCUAAACACUAUACUGACCGCCAACGAGGCGCUGCCAAGCGCGGUCAAGUGGUUGUUCGAUCUUCUCGACGAGGCGGCCAAGCAGCACGGUAUUAUCGAUCCAGAAGUGCCGCACGCGUGGAAGUCGAACAGCCUGCCGCUCCGAUUCUGGGUAAAUUUCAUUAAGAAUCCGGACUUUAUGUUCGACAUCAACAAAUCCACGACAGUGGACUCGAGUCUCUCCGUGAUCGCGCAAACGUUCAUGGACUCGUGCUCGAUGACGGAACACAGACUGGGCAAGGACUCGCCGUCUAACAAGCUGCUCUUCGCCAAGGACAUACCACACUAUCGCGAGAAAGUGGGUCGAUUUUACACGGAUGUGCAGAGACUGCCGCAGAUCACCGACCAGGAGAUGUCUAGUGCCAUGCAGCAAUUGAGCGCGUCUCACGCCAACGAGUUCGAUGUGAUCGCGGCGCUAAAAGAGCUCUACAUUUAUGUCAGCAAGUAUUAUGAACAAAUCCUAGAGGCCUUGGAGACAGAUACGGGCUGUCGCAAACUACACCUAGCUCAUAGACUAGAAAAUGUAGCGUACACGCUCGAGGGAGAAGAGACCAGUGCCUGCUGACAUACCCUCCUCACUUCCAUCCCAGGACCCGUCAACCUCUCCAGAAACACUGACUAGUGCCUCCACUUCAUGCAUCAGAUACACCUCGUUACAUAUGUACAAAUAUUACACAAAUACAACACACCGUGUGAAUAACAAUGCCGUAAAAAGAGAUACACGCGAUUUCGUUAGGGCUAGUCAGGCGAUAGGUCACGGGAUUAUAGACACAGUCCUCGUGGUAGUAUUUUACCGUCUUUACGUGUUGGCCAUACCGAAAUACGCUUGUAAACAUGUAUGGAUAUUAGUACGGCAAUAUGUACGCGCCUCUGAUCCUUCAAUUACGACGCUGGACAGAUGCCUAUUGUGAAUCUCUCUAGAAAUCGAAUAAGGUAGUAUUUAUAUAUUAAUCUCUCAUCGAAUUCGAAUCUCAAUUCGUAGAAUUUGCGAACGAUUGUUGUUAUCGUAGUGAGAGAUAAUUUAGUUCUAAGUAAUUAAAUUAUUUUUAUCGUCUACUUUAUUUUUCAUGAUGUUGUUACGUUUACAACAUCAGUCUCGGCGUUUUUCUCCUGUCGGGACUCUUUUGAGGAUCUGAGACGUGGAUCGGUGCAAAUACUUUUAGGGAAGAAAUUUAAAGUGUAAAUUUUACGGUCGAUCUGAUAUCUAUACGUGUGUACGCAAAUACGGAACACAUAAAGUAAAAGUAACAUGUCUAAUGGUAAGUGAGAGAAAGCCAUAGUGUCCACCAGACUGUCUGUACGGGAGCAACGUACGGCAGCGAGUAGUCUGUGAUCCGAGCACGAGUGGCUAUGCCUAUUAUAUCUUCAUUAUGAUAUAUAUAAUUAUUAAUAUGUUAUAUAUAUACACAUGAAAAAAAUAUAUAUAAAGCAAAGAAUCAUGCGCGACACACCUCCAUGGAUUGUAGUGAGCUAGUUAGAGAGGGACUAUAUGUAUUAUAAAUUAAGGGUUACGCACCCUUAUAAUUCACAGAGACAGAGUAACAGAUAAUAUUAAAUUAAGGCGAUUAAAGUAAUGCGCGUUAAAAAAAAAAUUAAAGUUAAAAAUUAUAUAAGAGCAGCUCAGUCUACUCUAGGCCUAUCCACGUAUAUCGUAUAUACGUUAAACAAAUCUUUUUCUCUUAAUUUUAUCUCUUUUGCUUCUAUCUCUUUCUCUGUAUGCCAUACACAAAUACUGUACUGUACAUGGUAAAGUGCUAUCAUGUUUUAGAAAGAUCAUUUUGUGAAGCAUUUUUCUAAUAACUUUAUCUCUUCUUUGUACGUAUUAUUAUAUUAUUAUAUGUUAUUAUUAUUAUUAUUAUUAUUAUUAUUAUUAUCAUCGGUUAUUUUAUAUUAUUAUUUCUUUAUUAUUGUCCAUAUAUAUACAUAUAAAUAUUAAUGCUGCCCAUUAAUUAUUACUAUAUUGUUAGAAAUAACGAAUGACAGAUGCAAAACGAAACAGAUCUUUUUUAGAUUACCGACGCAAAAAUAUUAUAAACUGUUUUGAUCAUGUUAUAGAGAAAGAAUUUUGUAUUUGGCCGAGAUUUAUGUGCUAUUAUUGUAAUAAUAGUCGUAUGUAUCGCAGACACUCGUCGUGGCACAACGACACACACACACAAACACACAUACACAGUAUUUUUUGAACAAUCGUAACUUGCUUAUUUUUAAUUAAUAUAUAAGACUGGUAGAAUUUUUUUAAUACGUUUUUUUUUUUCCUUUUCCUUUUUUUACGAAUCUCUCGAUAUUGCGUAACAUCAGUGGACAAUUAUUAUAUUUGUCACGCACACACUGCCAAGUUUUUCCACAAACUGUCGAUCCGUUCAGCCAAUAUAAGCUCGUCGUUCAAUCGAGGCGCAACAAACCUUGAUCGACGAGUCAUCGACGUAGGUUCAGGGAGGCUGGGGACGUGCUCAUACUCUUGUACUUAAUAAUGCCGUCGUGUAAUUUCAAUUAUAUACUCUAGGUCCCCAGGCUCCCCGUCAUUCGCGAUCAUCAGCAACCUAUGUAUCUCUCUAUUAAUAUGUAUAUUGUAUUUAUUUAUAUUACACGAGGAAUAAAUUGUAACUCGAUCGCGUAUGUACGUCAAUCUGUAAGUUUUUAAAUUUUAUUACGUAUCUCUUUGUAUCGAAUUGUAUGAAUAUUAUAUGUCUGUGUAUGUCUGUUCGCUUUUUUAUGCAAGUAUAUGUGUCUCUCGGUAUGCGUGCCAUCUGUUUCGACGCGGUAAGGAAUUUGUUCGCUCGAGAUUUUUUUUUUUCUUAAAAAUAGAACGCGAUAUAGUUUAAUUAUCUAUUCUUAGAGAAUUAUGGUAGAUCUUGUGUACGUGCAAUGUUAUUAAUUAAAUUUAUUUAAAUUCAAUUUAAAGAAAGAAUGACGCUUUGCUCUCUUACUAUGAGAUUCACGCGAAGCGAACAUAUUUAAUACCGCUUGAUACAGUCUUCCCCGGAUGAGAUCGAACGGAGAUUUGAUUUGAACUGAAUUUUCAUAUUAAUUAUCGUGCAACGUUUCGUAUGUAUUUUUUACAUAUGUAGUUUAACGUUUGUAGAGAUGCCAUGUUUUCGUCCGCGAACUCGAGAUAUUCAAAACCAAUUACAGAUACAUAAUACCUACUUAUAUAUAUAUAUACAUUUUAUUCACAAAGAGAUUAUAUUUCCAUUGAAAUUUAGUAUAUGCAAAUUGGAACGUUCAUACAAUUAAGCUAACCGGAAUUUCGAACCGGUAUCGAAAUCCGUGCAAACACAGGAUAACGAAAGUACAUUUAUAUAAGUAUAUGAUUAAAAAUUGUACGGAUGGGAUAAUGUGUAACGGGUUUACACUUUGCUCGUCCCUGCGUUGAAAGUAUCGUAAUUCUCUCUUUUCGGUUUCUACCAGUACACUCUAACAAUGUAAGCCGACAUUCUUAUUUGAUAAAAACUUGUAAUUAAGAAUUAUAUACAUAUAUGUAUAAACUGAGAGAAGAGCGCGUUAACUCAAAAUAUAGCAGCUGCAAUAUGUCAUCAGUGAUAGCGAGUAUAUUACAAAUGACUUAAUCGACAUGUAAGCACUGCCGUUAACGUUGUUUUGGAGGAAAUGCACAACGAUAGAAAAAAAUUGCCGUCGCUACACGCCCUACAAACGUCCUCCGUUCCCUUAACGCGAGGGAAGGAAUAGAGAAUAUGUAUUUAUAUAUAUAUAUUGCACCUUUUGAUUUUUCCUUUAUCACUGCCGUGAUUUUGCAUUUAAGAAACAAGACUUUCACCGAGCCACUGUAUUACUGUGUUGUAAUAGUGUGUUCUGCAACGCGAGUAAACUCUUUGUACGUUCCCUCAUAAAGGAGAACCAAAAAACGGCUGACUUAAAGCUGUACGCAAGAAUAUUUAACUUUAUCCCGUAUUCUAAUCGCGCAGGUGUAUCGUUAAAUGCGUUUACCCGAGAGCUUAUCAGUAUGUUGAUAUCUGGUGCAAUUUAUUUAAUUAUGCGCGGUGAGAAUACGGGUGUUUUUUUUUUCUUUUUUUUUUUUCCUUUGCGUUUGAAGAAUAUUAUGCCGUGCAGAUUGACGUACAUGGGAACACACACGUGCGCACAUAUUCGUAUAUACAAAUGUACACAUACAUCACACGUCGUUAUUAUCGGGUGCCAGUGGGCCUCCAGACAAGCGCAAGAUGUUUUUCUUUUCCAUAAAAUUCAGUUGGAAGAUACUCGUGCGAUAUGUAAAUUAUAUCGAGCAACGUUCGAGUUUGAUCCAAUAGAAUCCAUAUAUUAGCGUCUCGCUAUACUUUACGAACGUACAAGUGCUUGCGACUCUGCCGCGUUAAAUCGGAGAGAAAAAUAGAUUUAAAAAGAUAUUUCGUAUUCAUUUUUCCCUGUUCUCGUAUUACACAAUUUUUAUAUAUAUAUGUAUAUGUUAGAAGCGCGAAUAAGGUAGAAAUAAAUGAAUAAAAUGUGCGUGUACACCGCUAUGUCGAGAGAAGUGAUAUAUGAUAAAAUAUCGAGAGACGCUAUUUCUGUAAACGUCCGCUGAAUUUUUUAUCGAGAUAACGAUUAAAGAGACCGCGCGUGAGUAUUUAAAAUGUUUACAAUAUCCGGAAUAUACGCAGCAGAGUUUUCCGAGCAAAUUGUACAGUCGAAAGUCGACUCCAUCCAAUCUGAAAAGCUUGUCAAUUCUGCAUUCAACGUAUGUGAUUAUAACGCAACGGACUGAGAGAGAGGUGAUUCUCGCGAGGCGAUUAGUGUGUCAUGCUUCGUAGUUUAUAGAGAUAAAUCUCAACAUCGUGUCUCGAGUUAAGAUUACUUCUUGUUAAGCUUCGAGAAGAGAAAAUGGGGGAGGGGGAGAGGGAAUGAUCCCGAUAAUUUUCCUAGUUUAAAAAUAUUUCUCUUGUAUAUUUUCGAUCGUCGCUACUUCCGGAGGUACGAUUUAAUGGACUUUUUAUCCGGCAAUCAUUGCGAGCAAUAUAUAAUUGCUGAGAGCAAUAAUUGAGCUACCAAUGCCGUCUUGGUUUCGUUAGCGUUUUCGGAAAUAUAUCUUCCUGGUAGCAUACUUUGUGAAGAAUCAUGGAAAAAGAAAGUAAUAUUAAUUAUAUUAUACGGUAUUAUAUUGACAUUAAACUUGAUCGCCAUUAAAUGUACCUUGGGGGAAAGCGUCUGUCCUCUAUUCAUUAAGAUGCGUGCAAUACGCUUAUUUCAAGCGUAUUAUAUCGUAUCUGUAUCCAUUUGUGUGUGUGCGUGUAUGUAUGUGUAUGUGCAAUUGCAACUCCUCGCGAGUAGCUCUCUUCCCCUCUCCAUUGUACAUAGUAUUUCAGCCCAAUUCCUCCCCCCAUCCCGCGCACGAGUAGACUUUAAGCGACACUCGAGAAAACGAAAUGAUUCUUGCCAAAUUUUCAAUGGGACGUAGGGACAAAACGAUUAAUUGCAUUAAAAAAAAAAAAA
This is a messenger RNA of Formica exsecta, 11191 nucleotides long. It is a transcript of the gene PlexB, whose product is annotated as plexin-B. Gene Ontology annotation, cellular component: semaphorin receptor complex. Lineage: Eukaryota; Metazoa; Arthropoda; Insecta; Hymenoptera; Formicidae. The coding region runs from base 192 to 6317 and encodes 2041 amino acids. The record is from RefSeq and is a predicted model, not a curated record. Gene Ontology annotation, molecular function: semaphorin receptor activity; protein binding. The transcript has 7 exons. Gene Ontology annotation, biological process: negative regulation of cell adhesion; motor neuron axon guidance; regulation of cell shape.